AUGCUGCCAUCGCAGGAAGCCUCCAAAAUCUACCAUGACAACUACAUGCGCAACUCCCGGGCCAUCGGGGUCCUGUGGGCCAUAUUCACCAUCUGCUUGGCCAUCAUCAACGUGGUGGUCUUCAUCCAGCCUUACUGGAUCGGCGACAGCGUCAGCACGCCCCAAGCCGGUUACUUCGGCUUGUUCCACUACUGCGUGGGCAACGGCAACUCCAACCGGGAGCUCUUGUGCCAGGGAACCUUCUCCGACUUCGCCUCCAUCCCGUCGGGCGCCUUCAAGGCUGCGUCCGUCUUCGUGCUCAUGUCCAUGGUGCUCAUCCUCACCUGCAUCGGCUGCUUCGCCCUGUUCUUCUUCUGCAACACCGCCACGGUCUACAAGACGUGCGCCUGGAUGCAGCUGCUAUGCGCCGUCUGCCUGGUGAUCGGCUGCGUGAUCUUCCCGAACGGCUGGGACGCCGAGGUGAUCCGGGACAUGUGCGGCGAGGACACGGCCAGGUACGCUCUGGGAAACUGCUCGGUGCGCUGGGCCUACAUCCUGGCCAUCAUCGGCAUCCUGGACGCGCUCAUUCUCUCCUUUCUGGCCUUCGUGUUGGGCAACCGGCAGAGCGACUUCCUGCAGGAGGAGCUGAGGGUUGAAAACAAAGACUUCGCCGUGUCGAGGCUCCAUCUCGGUCCUUCUCUGCGAAUGGAUGGA
This is a messenger RNA of Stegastes partitus (bicolor damselfish), 693 nucleotides long. It is a transcript of the gene lhfpl4a, whose product is annotated as LHFPL tetraspan subfamily member 4a. The annotation marks the transcript as partial. The transcript has 4 exons. Gene Ontology annotation, biological process: gamma-aminobutyric acid receptor clustering; sensory perception of sound. The record is from RefSeq and is a predicted model, not a curated record. Gene Ontology annotation, molecular function: GABA receptor binding. Gene Ontology annotation, cellular component: postsynaptic membrane; plasma membrane; inhibitory synapse. Lineage: Eukaryota; Metazoa; Chordata; Actinopteri; Pomacentridae.